UGAGUAGCACCAGCUAUAUACUUCAAAGAGAUUGAGAGUAGUAUUAGUUGUUUUUGAACAUAGUUUUUAUAAUUUUAAAUAAUUUCAAAAUUUCUUACAAAAUUCUAAACCAAAUACAAAUUUUUGCUAACUAUGACUCCAGUGAAUCUGCUCAAGACCAAUUUACAUCAAAUAUUCUCAAUGUGGCCAGCAAAUUUAAUUCUUGUCGAGAUUAUGCUAAAUUUUGUUACAAUUUUCGGUAUAGUCCAUUAUCAAUAUUCGUAUAAUCAACACGAUUUGCUGUAUUGGCGCAAUGAUCUAAUGGAACGACCUCUGGAAUAUCUGCUGUCUAGCUUGGUCCUAAUAAUCACAAUACACAUUAUAGUCUCCUGUCUAGAUUCAACCAUUUUGACCACCUUAGUUCGACGUUAUGUGAAUCGUUGCAAUAAGCCGCGCUUGUACUACGAGGAGCACUAUAGGCGUUUUAUCAUAAUGCGUUUAGUGCAGCAGCUGGAAAUCGCCCUAACUAUGCAAAUGACCGAAGGACGAGAAGAUCAUCAACAUAUUAUGAUGGCUCAGGAGCUGAUUAAACGUGCCGUCAAUGAGUUUCGAGCUUCUGUAAGGAUUCUACUUUGGCCAAAUCGUUCUGAAUUGAUUAUGGAUCCGCAUAUUUUGUAUCAUAUUGAUGAAUCACAGUUGGCCGUACUCAAAUCACUUGGCUAUAGUCUCAGCCGGGUGUCUAGACGAGAUUUAAGCAAUAGUAGCAUCAGAAGAAUGCUUAAUCCUGCCGGACAUUGAUGAUGAAAACGAAAAAGUUACGCCAAAAUAAGUGAAUGUAAUUAGCAAAACAAAUUUGUAUCCCAAAUUAUAUUGUUCUUUAUAUGUUGGUGCUUAAAAUAGAAUACAAAAUUACAUAAUUCAAUCACAAUAAAAAACAAAAUCCAAAAAGUUGUCUACAGAA
Molecule: messenger RNA, 940 nt
Organism: Drosophila willistoni
Lineage: Eukaryota; Metazoa; Arthropoda; Insecta; Diptera; Drosophilidae
Exons: 1
Coding region: 133-777 (214 amino acids)
Source: RefSeq, a predicted model, not a curated record